Dacryopinax primogenitus is the source of this 1616-nucleotide messenger RNA. Its product is annotated as Josephin-domain-containing protein. The record is from RefSeq and is a predicted model, not a curated record. The transcript has 8 exons. Gene Ontology annotation, cellular component: nucleus. Bases 50 to 1588 code for a protein of 512 amino acids. NCBI's taxonomy places the organism in Eukaryota, Fungi, Basidiomycota, Dacrymycetes, Dacrymycetales, Dacrymycetaceae. Gene Ontology annotation, biological process: protein deubiquitination. Gene Ontology annotation, molecular function: cysteine-type deubiquitinase activity.
AGCUUGCAGCGAAAUCUACUGUAUUCACACCGGUCACCAUUGAAACGACAUGGAUGCCUUGCUUCCUCACGUUUACCAUGAAAAGCAAGAACCUGGCACGAUGACGUGUGGUCAGUAUGCCCUCAACGCUCUCCUUCAGGGGCAUUAUUUUGGAGAAGAAGACCUCGCGAACAUCGGUCGUGGGCUGGACCACGCCGAGCAUCACAUCGAGGUCGACGCCUCUGGCCGCGCAAGCAGCAACGUGGACGAGACUGGAUUCUUUUCUGUCCAGGUGCUUGAACAAGCUCUCCAGGUAUGGAAUCUGUCACUCGAUAAUUGGCGAAGCGCCGAGAUGCGGCCUUUUAAUUCUCGUCCAGAAGAUCAGUUCGCUUUUGUGCUUAAUCAUGCUCAGCAUUGGUUCAUCAUUCGCCGUUUCGGGCCUCCUCCUGGUUACUGGUACAACCUCAAUUCUUUCCACGACGCACAAUGGCUCAGUCACACUUAUCUCGGCAUGUUCCUCAAUCAAGCUGAAACGGAAGGCUACACUAUCUUCGCAGUGCGCCCACUCAAUCCUGAGGCGCCUAAUGCCAUCCCUAUAUGCCCAGCAGACGAAAUCGCCACCGAUUUGCUCACUCUUUACGGACCCACAUCGCACGCUCCCACGGCACAACAAAUGGAGAGUCUGGCCACCGGCGUGCCGAUACCCUCGGAAGAUGAUGUUGAACUAGCCGCUGCGAUAGCUGCCUCAUUACAAGACACGGGCAAGUCAGACCCUGUCGUAUCGGACCGGAGCCCGGCGGAGGAUCGAUAUGCCGAAGUGUCGGGCUAUCAAGCAGCCUCUAUGGAUUCACUGUUCGACAUGGCUGCUGCACGACACGCGCCAGCCCCGCCUGAACCUCGGGCUGGACCAUCAAGAGCUCCGGACAUGGACACCGAUGUGUCUGAUGCACAGCUCGCUGAAAGUGUUUCCAGAAGCACUGCUGCCUUGCAGAAGUUCCGCAUGUCAUCGGCAGAGGAUCUUCCGGAGGCGGCGCCGUCAUCUAACCGGAAACGUAAUGCUGGCAGCGAACACGGUGCUCCUAAGCGCCGUCGCACAGCUGGGGAUGACGACGAGGAAGAAACGAUGCGUCGCGCGUUGGCUGCCAGCAGGACUGAAGGAGAUGCAUAUCUUGAGGGCGACGAUGUUGACGACGCCGAGGAUGCAGACAAGACAUACGACCUUGGACCAUUUGCGCGUGGAGCGCAUGGUCAGGUUCAGCCUGUACGCGCUGAGGACCGAGUUUUGGAUGAUGAAGACAUGGAGCUUCAGGCUGCUCUGCGAGCGAGCCUGGAGGAUCCAUCGGCGGCCGGCGUCCUCACGAUACCGGAAGAGGUCAUGCCAGUCAGGACGAGCUCCUCAGGUUCUGGCACUCCGGCCGUACCAACGCCCGCCAUUGCUACCCCGGCAACACCGCCGCCACCUGGCGCCAUUACUGUGCAAGAAACUGAGACUGAGGAAGUGCCGGAGGAUGAAGACGAAGAAGACGAGCGCGUACAGCCUCAAUCUGAAAGUGCGGAGCCAAGCUUGGAAGAGAUCAGAGCACGUCGUCUAGCACGAUUCGGUGCCUAACGUGUUAUACAUAUGGAAUGACACGUCG